GUCACAACAGCAGUGAAUGGCGAAGAGACACUGUACCAACAAGCGGGCUUUUCGAGGCAUGGAAACAACACUAAGUGUGAAAUGAAGGCGGUCCUGUUGAACUGAAAUGAGUGAUGAUCACAGCAAUGAAGAGGUGUCAGAUGAGCCUCAAGCCACCACAUCUUCAGAUGGGUCGAAGUGUGCUAUAUUGGAUGGAAAAUUCUUCAAAGUUGUAUCUCAAAAUCAAAGUGGAAAGAUUGAAGCGGAGUGCCAACUCUGCACUACCAAGAAAGUAAUUAUUUGUGGCUCGUAUGUCGCAACAACAAAUUUCAAGACGCAUUUGAAAAGACGGCAUCCAGAAAAAAUAGAGGAAUUUGAAAAUCAUAAAAAGGAAUAUGCCAGUGGCCAAAAGAAAAAAUCAAAAACUUUCAGGCAGACUCGUUUGUUCGAUCAUGCCAGCCCAUCAAUACCACAAACUAAGGUUGACUCCCUUGUCAAAUCCUUUAUUGUCAAAGGCAUGCACGCACUUGCCACAGUUGAACAACCCGAAUUCAUUGACCUUGUGCAAGGCCUUACCCCUGGUGCAAAUGUUAUGUCCAGACGCACACUAGGACGAAGGAUUGACGAGGAAUUUCUGGCGAAAAAAGCUGCCCUGAAAGAAAGGCUCAGAAAUGUGCAACAUGUUAGUACAAAAGUUGAUAUUUGGUCUACAAAGAAAACCAGCUAUUUGGGAGCAACAGUGCAUUGGAUAAAUGGAGACACACUGGAAAGGCAAUCAGCCGCUCUUGCUGUUAGGCAUUUUCCCAGCCCACAUACUUAUAACCGAAUAGCUGAGCUUUUGGAUGAGAUUCACACAGAGUAUGGGCUGUCUUCAGACACUAUAGUGUCUACAGUGACUGACAAUGCGUCCAACUUCGCAAAGGCCUUUGUGGAGUUCAGUGUCACUGGAAAAACAAGUGAUCCAGAUGAAGUUGAAGAGCUGGACGAAGAACUGACCUUCCUGGUCAUAGACCCUGAGAGAGAAGACACAUCUGAAUGUUCCAUCAUUUUACCACCACACGUCCGGUGUGCAACACAUACACUCAGUUUAAUCUCAACUACAGAUGUCAAGAAAUUGAUCACCAGCAAUGCUACUCUCAGCAGGCUGAAUCAUUCAACGAUGGCCAAGUGCUCAGCACUGUGGACAGCAUCUGGUAGACCAAAGAGUGCUGAAACGCUAGGCGAAGUAAUUGAACAGCAGCUGAAGACACCCUGCAUUACAAGGUGGAACUCCCUGUAUGAUGCCUUGAGCCAGCUGUCAUUCUUACGUGACAAGCUCCCUAAUGCCAUGAUUGCCCUGCAACUUCCACCAUUCAGGGAAAUGGAACUUGACUACAUUGAAGAAUUUUGCAAAGUGUUGAGACCUAUUGCCAUCUCAAUUGAUCGUCUUCAAGGUCAAACCUCUUGCUACUAUGGCGAGCUUUUGCCCACUCUGUUUGCGAUACAAGCAAAGCUUGACGACCUGCAAGCUUCAAACCUGCGCUUCUGUUCACAUGUGCUACAAGCUACAAUAGCGGGCUUCAGAAAGCGAUUCUUGAACCUCUUGCAGCUGGAGCAUGAUGUUAACGAGGCCAUCUUGGCAACAACAACGCAUCCAUAUUUUAAAAUGCGAUGGUUACCCCCAAGGUUGGCUUUAGAAAAGAAAAGAAUACAACAACUGAUGCUGCACUGA
This is a messenger RNA of Larimichthys crocea (large yellow croaker), 1690 nucleotides long. RefSeq lists its product as uncharacterized. Bases 107 to 1690 code for a protein of 527 amino acids. Lineage: Eukaryota; Metazoa; Chordata; Actinopteri; Sciaenidae. The record is from RefSeq and is a predicted model, not a curated record. The transcript is spliced from 2 exons.